This is a messenger RNA of Ascochyta rabiei, 348 nucleotides long. RefSeq lists its product as uncharacterized. Bases 1 to 348 code for a protein of 115 amino acids. The transcript has 3 exons. Lineage: Eukaryota; Fungi; Ascomycota; Dothideomycetes; Pleosporales; Didymellaceae. The record is from RefSeq and is a predicted model, not a curated record.
AUGGCGCAACAUAUUGGAUCCAAAGCGCAAGAAACCCUACCAGUCCCGACUGAUGCAAGCUCCGAACGGUCUUAUGACUACGGCAAAGAAACCAAAUCUUACUACCAGGGGGGUGGGGUCCCUAAUCGGCCGGAUAGCGCUUUUGACGAAGAUGAUAAGGUUCAGAUGAAAGUCAGCAGGGUACUGAACGGUCGUCAGAUCAAGACAUGGAAGCCUUUCACAGUCCGCGGUAAACCGGUGUACAACUCCAGUAUUAGCGAUUGGACAUACCGGCUGAACAAGGAUGGAGCGGAGUAUGAGGGGGCUACGUACUUUCCUGAGUGCAAGCUGAAAAUCCGCAAGUCUUGA